Molecule: messenger RNA, 5427 nt
Organism: Aethina tumida (small hive beetle)
Lineage: Eukaryota; Metazoa; Arthropoda; Insecta; Coleoptera; Nitidulidae
Gene: Adcy8
Product: adenylyl cyclase 78C
Exons: 24
Coding region: 271-5046 (1591 amino acids)
Biological process (GO): intracellular signal transduction; adenylate cyclase-activating G protein-coupled receptor signaling pathway; cAMP biosynthetic process
Cellular component (GO): plasma membrane
Molecular function (GO): adenylate cyclase activity
Source: RefSeq, a predicted model, not a curated record
ACUAAGGACCCAUUGGCGUAUCAAUCAUACUGUAAUCCACACUGUCGGGAAAUUUAUAACACCUGGUGUACAAAUGCUGUGCCAAGAUAACAUUUAUGAUCAUUACAACAUAAUCCUCGAUGAAAUAUUCAAAACAUUAUUAAGCUAUUGGAAACAAUGUUAUGAAAAUGGAAUAUUGAAUGGAAAAAGGGAUUAUGCGCGAGUAAAGUGGCGCGACCGUCUAGUGAUGGACUUGGGGGUUCCCCGCCGUCGCCCAAUGACGGUGGUGUGAUGUGCGAGGGUUCGAUGGAGGGCGGCGUCGAUGGCGACGGGGGUGCGCCGCCCGCCGAUCCUAUCUGUCCUGUUGCCGAAGAUGAGGUGGCAUCCUUUCCAACUACGACCGAGGAAGAGGCCAAGGCCCAGCAGGAAGAACGCAAAGACAAUGCAAAGAACCACUCGAAAGUGUUGUGGGCGAACGCUGUCAACAAGGUGUCGACUGAAAGAAAACGACGGCCUCACUUUUCCAAUAUCGCUUUCGCCGUGAUGAAUUCGCAAAAAGUGGACACGGCCGAGAAAAGCGCACCGAACUCGCCCAGAUUGAUAAAACAUGACAGCACGGAUAGAAGCCUCAGUAAUCAUUUGCAAAUACCUAUGAGCGAUUCCAUUUAUAUGAAGAAUGGAAACGUUGAUGGAAACUGUCUCGCUUUGGAGGGUAAUACUUAUGACGACAAUUUUUCCACGACAAAAGUGGAUUUCGCGACUGUUUUUAAGAAGGGAUUAAUGUACAAGGGAAUAUAUUGGCCGUGCUUGACAAACAGCUUCCAGUGCAAACAUUUGGAAUUGGCUUAUCUCAGAUACUCUCACCGGCAGAGACAAAAGGCGUUGAUCAUUGUGAACAUCGUCGAUUUAUUGUUGAAGGUGGCAUUGAUUAUAGUAUGGACAACCCAAAACCCCGGCAAGAAAGAGCUGUCUUCACAUGCAGACUCCAUAAUUUGGUCAGUCUGUUGCAUGUCGAUCAACAUCGCCGUCUGCGUUUUGGGCUGGUGGAGAUGUUUCGCCAACAACUAUUUGCACUGGGCAGCAGUUUGUACGUGGCUCCUCUUAACUUUACAAAGUUUCCUUGGUCAAGGUAUUGGAUUUUCGGAAAAGGAAGAUUUGGUGUGGUACAUCCUCUUUAUAGUUUUCGUUCCUUAUGCUAUGUUGCCUCUACCCCUACGGUGGUGCAUGAUUGCUGGAUGUCUCUCAGCCACUGGACACGUCAUAAUAAUAUCCUUUGAAUUUUUCAACAGUGAGAAUAACACGGACAAUGAGGAAUGCAACGUGAGAAAAAUUAUAUCGAACAUCCUCCUUUACACGGCGGUUAAUUUUGCCGGCAUGUACACGAAAUAUCUCACCGACAGGGGUCAAAGGAAGGCUUUUCUGGAGACACACAGAUCAAUGGAGACCAGAUAUAAAACACAAAGUGAAAACGACAAACAAGAAAAAUUGCUUUUAUCCGUGCUUCCUGAUUUCGUGGCCAAAGAAAUGAUCAAAGACAUUGAAAGAGAGGAAAAAGGCGGAGUGUUUCAGCCCAACCAAUUCCACAAGAUUUAUAUUCACAGAUACGAAAAUGUUAGUAUCCUGUUUGCCGACAUAAAAGGGUUCACAGCAUUGGCAACAAAAUGUACGGCACAAGAACUAGUAAAGAUUUUGAAUGAGCUCUUUGCCAAAUUCGAUAAACUGGCUGCCGAGAACCAUUGUUUAAGGAUUAAGCUUUUAGGAGACUGUUAUUAUUGUGUUUGUGGCCUACCUGAACCAAGAUCUGAUCAUGCACAUUGUUGUGUGGAAAUGGGACUACACAUGAUUAAAGCUAUCAAGGACACCAGACAAAAAACGCAAGUAGAAGAUUUGGACAUGCGAAUAGGAAUACAUACAGGCUCUGUGUUGUGUGGUGUAAUUGGCUUGCGGAAAUGGCAAUUUGACAUCUGGUCAUACGACGUACGAUUAGCAAAUCAUAUGGAAUCAGGGGGAAAACCGGGACAAGUUCAUAUCUCUGAAGCAACUUACCAAUGUUUGAAUGGCACCUAUGAAGUUGAACCCGGAAAUGGACAAGACAGGGACUCAUAUUUAAGGGAACAUGACGUCACAACAUACCUAAUAAAACAAGUUGAACCAAUGAGAAGCAGAAGAAGAUUAGCAUCAAGGCCUAGUAUAUUUUCCAAUAAACUAUGGGAUGAGGAACAUAUGAGUGGCUUCAACUCACCAAAAACUCCAUCAACACCGGCCACUCCUCCACAACCACCAUCCAGGGAUAGAUCUGACAGUGGUAUCCAACAGAGUGCGGUGGAUGAUGAAAAUACAACUGAUUGGACUCCAGAGAUUCCCUUUGAAAAUUUGAAUAAAUCAUUGUCGGGAGAACUGGACGAAGAUGACGAUCCCAACUACCGAAAGUACGAGGCUUCACAACAAAACUACAUGCGUAAACGUGGAUCGACCAUUGGUACCACCAUUGAACAAGUUGAUGACAUUAUUGAUCACAGCAUAGAAAUUGAGAGUAACAAAAGAAUGCGAAGUGCCAAUGUUAAUUCUUGGACUUUAAGGUUUAUUAACAAGAACAUGGAAUUGGAAUUCAGUCAAUUGAGAGAAGACAUGUUCAAGUCCAAUAUGUUAUGCUGUUUUAUUAUUUGGAUUUUUAUAGCACUAUGCCAAGUUGCUGUUACUUCAUUGAGCACCACUUUUAUUAUCGCUUUGGUUGUCACUACUAUAGUUCUUACUUGCACAACCAUUCUGGUCAUGGCUGAAGAAUUCGAACAGCUUCCAGAAUCUGUGCAAAAAAUUUCUUCAGCAUUAGUACAUAAUCGCAAUAGAAGAACGACAUUCAUAUGUGCUGUUAUUAUAAUAAUGUCGUUGGUAACUUCAACUUCUUUAGAGCGUUUUAGAGGAUCUUCAAAUGAAACCGAAAGCUCAGAAAGUCAAAAUUUGAUCAAUAUUCGCAAAAUUACAAAAAGUCUUAGCUCAAAUGAAUUUGUAUUGAAUCUCUCACUGACCGCCAAAGUAAACCACAGUAUUAGAUUGAACAUCAACAGCGACAACAAUAAUUGUUCCGACCAAUGCUCUGACUCUUCCGUAAUAAACAGUAUUAACGAAAAACUAUCUAAACUUAACCAAAGCCUAACAAGAAUUGAAAACAAAUUAAGUAAUUCAGAUCGAUUUAAGCGGAGCAUAAUAAACGAAACUAACUUAAACAACUUAGAUUCGUCCGAUAAUAUGCACUCAAAUACAAGGACUCUUUUUCAAUAUUAUUCAGAAAAUGAAGUUUGCCCUCAUCCAGAAUAUAUUGUCUUUACUUGGGUUCUUUGUUUAAUAGCUUUGGCUACUGCUCUAAAAUUAUACUAUCUAAUAAAACUGUUCCUCGCUGUGGUGAUGGUCGGUGUUUACACAUUUUUGAUACUUGUCCCUUAUAAUGAAACAUUUAGCGAUAUGCAGACAACGGAUGACAUUUCCAGAAAUAGUGUCCCAAUGUCGGCACAAAUGUUGAUUUUGCUUGUUGUUUUCUUCCUGAUGGUUGCCUACCACGCCAGGCUGGUUGAGGUGACGUCUAGAUUAGAUUUUCUGUGGAAACAACAAGCCGAAAGAGAGUUACAAGAUAUGGAGGAAACGAGACACAAUAACACGCAGCUUUUAAAGAAUAUACUACCCGAUCAUGUCGCCCAACAUUUUUUGUCCAACGAAAGGAACAGUGAGGAACUUUAUGCUCUCGACAAGAAAGCUAUAGGCGUGUUAUUCGCAAGCAUACCAAACUUCACGGAUUUCUAUUCGGAAGACAUCAAUAAGGGGGUCGAAUGUAUACGACUGUUGAACGAAAUUAUAGCCGAUUUUGAUGAGCUUCUGGAUGAAGAAAGAUUUUGCUCCAUAGAAAAAAUUAAGACUGUAAGUGCCACUGCUACAUACAUGGCAGCAUCCGGAUUAAAUCCCACAGAUAAGCAGCAUAAUGUAAACACUGAUAGCCCUGAGCAUCUAUAUGCUUUGGUGGACUUCGCAUUUUGCAUGAAACAUAAACUUGAAGCCAUCAACAAGGAUUCCUUUAACAAUUUUGGCUUAAGAAUUGGUAUAUCUUUCGGACCUUUGGUGUGUGGUGUUAUUGGAGCUAGAAAGCCCGUGUUUGAUAUAUGGGGAGAUACAGUUAAUCUAGCUUCCAGAAUGGAUUCAACCGGAUUAAUUGGUUAUAUACAGGUUCCAAAGGACACUGCACAAUUGCUCCGUGGUUAUGAUAUUAAGAAAAGAGGAAUGGUGGAUGUCAAAGGAAAAGGUCGUAUGGAAACGUAUUUUGUCAUGGGCAGGCAUAUGAGCAGACCAGCAAGUUUCCAAAGACAACCAAGUCAUUAUAGUAGUUUAGCAGCUGUUGUGUAUGCCAUGGCACAAACCAGAAGGAAGCACACUGGACACACACCUGGAAGUGCAGUUCUGGGAAGGGCAAGAACCCAACAUAUGCGAGAUAACAAAUCAAAUUCAGUUAGAAUUACUGGUAAAACAGCUGGCCUGCUAAUACGAACUAGAACAACUAAAGCUCAAAGAACAAUGCAUGCUAGAUCCCAACCAAAUAUGAGACAACUUGGAUCUGGAUCUCAUCUUGAAAACAAUAAAUCCAUUGAAAGGGAAACGACUUCCACCACCAUUAAUAAGAUGGCAGUUUCCCAGUCUGCUCCACAUACCCCUGUUUCUGUACCAAAUCAUAAUGAAGGCCCAACUUUCAAAGGAGUCCCUAGGUUACUCUCUGAACCGAGUGUAAACCGUUCAAAAAGCAGCUCACCAGGUCCUAGACCCAGCAAAUAUGACAAAAAUUCAGGAAUACUGGAUCGAAAACUGGACAACAACUAUACAAAUAUUGAUAUGUUAGAAUACCACAAAGCAAAACCAACCCCUAUCGUACCUAUACAUUCACCUAAGUCUCCAAAACAUAUAGCCAAAAAGGAGUCGAGGUUUUCAUUAAGAUCUCCUUUAAGUAAAAGAGAAACAAAAAUACAAAUUGAUAGUCAUUACGGUAAUAAAAUAAGUAAGGUUCAUUCAUUAGAUGGAACUCAUGUAUAAAGUUUCACUAAUAUAUUGUGGUGCUGUAUUUAUAAAAUGUGAUUUUAAGUUUAUGAAUCCAUGCGGUUUGUAUCUUGACCAAAUAUUUUAUUAAUAAGAGACAAUCCUCAAGGAACCUCUCGCAGUACAGCAUGAAAUAAAUGUAAUCAAUGUUUAGGGAAAUACUAAAUAGACGAAUUGUAUAUAACUAUUUUUCUUCUUCCACAUAAAAGGUAUUAAUGUUUCCCUGUAACCUAGUCUAGUCAUUAUAAUUUAAGUUUUCUUACGUAGGGAUAUGUUAGUUCUGUACAAAUUUAUUUUACGGGACCAUUUUUUUGUAAUAUUUAUUUACUGACUAUUGUAUUCUAAAAGUAUUUUAUUAAAGUAUAUGUAUAUAUGCAA